GUGGUAUUGAAAUUGUGUACAUUAUUAAUGUCGCGAUCGAUAAACGUGCGUGAGGUUGCUCGAAAGACGAUUAUCUCCGUCGUUGAGGCACUUGGACCGAAGUAUUUGCCGUUUGUCGUGAAGGAAAUGAAGAUGAUCUUGAAUAAAGGAUAUCAGGUUCAUGUGAUGAUCUUCACAACACAUGCUCUAAUAUCAGCUAUGGAAGCGCAUCUCUCACCCAAAGAUCUUGAUGCGUGUCUCAGUGAGAUUAUGCAGGUGUGUAGUAUGGAUUUGUUCGGUGACACUGCAGACGAGAAGGAAAUAUCUGGAAUAACGAAGGAUGUACCUGAGGCAAAAGCCAAUCGAACGUUUGAUACGUACACGUUGUUGGGACGAUUCGUGGGUUCACAGUCGAUGGGAAUCGUUUUGAAACCAUUGAGAGAGAUUGAUGUUGUGAUAUAUUCAACAUACGAUAAAUGCGAUCGAGUGAAGCGUAGUAGGGUGGAUUUAUUUGCGGUGGAACAACACGGGCGUAUCGAGACCAAUUGA
Molecule: messenger RNA, 528 nt
Organism: Anisakis simplex (herring worm)
Lineage: Eukaryota; Metazoa; Nematoda; Chromadorea; Rhabditida; Anisakidae
Source: the annotation of a GenBank genome assembly